CCCAACUAUGGGUGGCAGCAACACGCCUAGUAGCGCCUAGUCUGCCGGAAAUUAUUAACGAAGAAGAAGAAGUUUACACGCUCGCACACAAACAUGGCAGCCAACAUAGAGCAGAUUUUCCAAGAUUUCAUUUUGAACAAAAUUAGGGAAAUUGAGGACCAACAUGAAGAUACUAGCUGUGUUGAACCAUCAUGUUCUGGCAGUGACAACAUCAGAGUGCUGAAGGCCGUUUCAGAGAGAGAGAAACAGGAGGAAGUCGGCGGCAGCAGCUCACAAAAGAAACACAAGAAGCACAAAAAACACAAAAGCAAGAAGAAGAAGAGGAAGCGAGGGAAGGAGGAGAAGGAGAGCAGCUCAGAGUCUGGGCCGGAGUCAGAGGGAGGCACCCAGCAUCAGCCCAGGUUUGAUCUUUUUCAUAGAAGAGGAACACCAACAGAGGAGAAUAAGGAGCAAGGUGAUGAUGGCGAGGGGAAGUCCAGGCGCCACAAGCGACACAUGGGCGGCAAGAGGAAGAAGAAGAAGAGGAGGAAAGAUGGAGAUAAGAGCUCGUCAGACUCAGACUUUGAGCUGGAGUCAAAGCAGAAGAACAGUAAAGGUGUUUACAGCUCAUCAAGGCAACGAGAGGACCUGCCUGACAUCAUCCCAAAACAGGACAGCUCCAAUAAGGGAGGAGGUCAAGGGGAAAGAGACAGCAAGAGGCGGCGUCAGUCGCAUUCACACUCAAGAUCACAUUCCCGUUCCCGUUCUCUGUCACGUUCCCGCUCAGCCAGGAGGAGCCACCGCUCUCGGUCCAGACACCGGCACCGAAGGUCUAGGACACGCUUCAGAUCCAGAUCACAGCAUCGCAGGACCCGCUCCAGGUCACGAUCAGGCCGGAGGUCUAGGAGAACCUGCUCUAAGUCUCCCAGGUCCAGCAAAGACACUGCUGCUGCUGCGCCUCCUCCUCCUCCUAAUCUCAUCUCCUCCACAGCUCACCCCCUUGGCCCUCCAUCUGACUCCUCUACUCCUCCUACUGCAUCUAUAGGAGGAUGGAAACCACUUCCUUUACUAGAGGACAUUGGUUCCUCGAGGUCCUCAGAGAGGAAGGAUGAAUCUUUGGCUUUGGAUGAAUCCACACGGUGCAGCCAAACUGCUUCAGCAGGCCUCCAGCCUCCCCAGCUGGCCUCCAGCUACAGGGGCCACAACAUCGGAGCAGAGGAACUAAUAGAGGCAAGCACAGAGCUGCAAAAAGCUGAACAAAGUGACAAGUCAGGAGAGGAGAAAAAAGAAGAAGCAGAGGAUGCAACAGAGAAACCAGCUGCAGGUCCUGCUGCAUCCCAUUCCUCCCUGACACAGUCCAGACCUCUAGAGGCAGAUCAGGCUACUGAGACCACUAGAGCCUUAGAGAACCCCAACACCACCUCUGUCACCACAGGCAAAUCACUAAAAAAGAAGAGGAGGACCCCAUCCAAGUCUCCACAGAAGAAGAAAGAAACCAAGUCCUCGUCAAAGAGGAGGAAGAGAUCCAAGUCAGCAUCCAGGAGCCACAGGAGGAGGUCCAGAUCCAAGAGCCCUUCAUGGAGGAAGAGGUCAAGGUCGAGGUCAAGGUCAAGGUCAAGGUCAAUGGGUCGGAGGUCGCGAAGGUCACAGUCUCGCUCGGGCUCACGGGGUCGGCGUAGAGCUACAUACAGCCAGAGGGACCGUUGGAAACGAGAGCCGAGUCACUCCCCUGUGCUCAUCCUUCGCAAAAAUAGAUCCCCCAACCGGAAACAUCGCAGUGCCAGCAGCAGCCCACCACGCAUCACUGAACUGGACAAGGACCAGCUACUGGAAAUUGCCAAGGCCAAUGCUGCUGCCAUGUGUGCGAAGGCAGGCAUGCCUAUUCCUGCCAGUCUGAGGCCCACGGUGCUGCCCCAGCUGCCCUUGGCCUUGCCCAGUAUGGCCAUGAAUGCAGCUAUGGCCAGUAUGACUGCUGCAACCAUGACAGCAGCUCUGUCUAGUAUGGGUGCUCUGGCUUCACUACCUCCGCUGCCUUCCAUCACCAACAAACCUCCGCCUGGUCCGCCCCAACCCAACAUGGCUGCCCUGGAGGAAGUGAAGAAGAAAGUGGCAAAGCAGGCCAACAGCAUCAGCAUCAAGGAAUUUACUGACAAAUGCAAGAUGAUUGUGGACAGUAAAGGGGAACUGCCGGUGGCAGUGCCUCAUGUUUCAGAUGAAGAGGAUGAUGGGAAACCAUUUGGAACAUCUGCUCUUCGAGAACAAAAAGCCAUCAGCUUCAGCAUCAAUAACAUGUCAGUUCGUCCAGCAGUUCGUAGUGAUGCAGGCAUGGCUAAGGAGUUUCCGGUAUCUUCAGGAUCUCAACAUCGUAAGAAGGAGGGUGAAGCUCCAGGUGCCUAUGGUGAAUGGGUUCCCGUUGACAAAGCAGCAGACAAAAUCAAUGCUGCAGCUACCUCCAGCAAGGCCCCAACACCUGUUCCCAUGGCAACAACCACCUCUUUACACACCGAAGCGGCUCCAGCGACAGGGUUGCCUGCAGUUACUGAAGAGCCUAUAGUAAUGCCAGCUAAGGACAGUGUUUUUCCUGACCCGCCUCUCCAGCCUGUAGAUAUCUCCCAGGCUGUGACUGAGAGGAUCAAAGCUCAGAGGCGAUUGGCUGAGAAUCCCUAUGAUGUCAGUGCUAUCUGCAUGCUGAGCCGUGCACAAGAACAGGUGGAUGCGUGGGCUCAGUCCAACACCAUCCCUGGUCUGUUUACUGGUUCAACUGGAGCCCAGGUCCUCAGCUCUGAGGAGCUGUCCACCAGCGGCCCGCAAGCAUGGCUCAAGAAGGACCAGUUCCUCAGGGCAGCUCCAGUAUCAGGAGGUGUUGGGGAGUUCCUGAUGAGGAAGAUGGGCUGGAAGACAGGGGAAGGGCUGGGAAGGAAUCGAGAGGGCACCGUUGAGCCAAUCAUCAUUGACUUCAAAAUAGAUCGCAAAGGACUAGUUGCUGAAGGAGAGAAGCCUCAAAAGCAGACAGGAGGGCUGGUGGUGACCAAGGAUCUAAUGGGGAAGCACCCGGUGUCUGCUCUCAUUGAGCUAUGUAAUAAGAGGAGGAUGAUGCAGCCAGACUUUGUCAUGGUCCACCACAGUGGUCCCGACCACCGCAAGAACUUCCUCUUCAAGGUGACUGUGAAUGGUGUUGACUACCAGCCCCAGACAGCCAGCCCCAACAAGAAACAUGCCAAAGCCAUGGCUGCUACAGUGGCCCUGCAGGCCCUGGGAGAGGUCCCUGUGGAUGGACCAGGACUCUACACCGGCCCUGUCUUCACUGCUGCUUCCACUGGCCCACUGUUCUCUACCUAGACGCGCACACGAACACACUGAUUGACAAACUGACCUCCGCUCCACAGACAGAUGAUUUAGUUGAACUAUUUCAUUUGAUCAUUUAUUUGUUGGACAGGCAAGGUUUCUUUGUCCUUGUAAAUGCCAGUGCCAUAAUAAUUAUUUCUACUCUGUCUAAUACUAAAAGAGAAUGACACAAAUGGUGAAGUUAUCCUAUAACACAACAUAGUGGUCAGACUGGCUUUUGACCAGUACUGAGAUUUUUCUCCAAGCAAUGAGCAGCUCAUAUUUUGUACCAAUAUACAGUAUAUGUAAAUGUGAACCCCCCCCUCCCAACAAGAACACACACACACACACACACACACACACAAAAUUACAAGUUUUCAAUAUUUAUCUUUAAACUUUACUCUUGUCCAAAUGGAAACUAGAUCAUGUUUUCUAGACUGUUGAUAUGGUCAGGGAGGAAGCCACAUGACACAAAUGGCUGAUACUUGACCUUUAACAAAAUCACAAUAUUCCUCUGACAUAUUGAUCCAGUAAUCAAAUCUAUCCAGGCACUUCUCUCGAGGGGAUUUGGUUUACUGGUGUCAUUCAGGAGGCAAAGCCAACACUCUAUUAUGUAAACAUUCAGUCAAGCCAAGAUGGUACAUGCCCCUUUCCAAGGCUACAGUCUGUUACUGGCUGAGGACUGCGUCUGUUUUUUCAAUUGUUAUUAGAUAAUUCUAAUUGUAAGGUGUCAUAUGUUGUUGAUCUGCAACUUUUCUGUUUGUCUUGAUGCUGCUCUCCUGACCAGGUCUCCUUUAAACAAGAUAUUUUUUAAUCUUUGGGACUAACCUGGUUAAGUAAGAUGUAAAUAAAAAUAAAAUUUAUGUUUAUUUUA
This is a messenger RNA of Myripristis murdjan (pinecone soldierfish), 4177 nucleotides long. It is a transcript of the gene sonb, whose product is annotated as SON DNA and RNA binding protein b. Gene Ontology annotation, molecular function: RNA binding. Lineage: Eukaryota; Metazoa; Chordata; Actinopteri; Holocentriformes; Holocentridae. The coding region runs from base 94 to 3318 and encodes 1074 amino acids. The record is from RefSeq and is a predicted model, not a curated record. Gene Ontology annotation, biological process: regulation of cell cycle; regulation of mRNA splicing, via spliceosome. The transcript has 22 exons.